This is a messenger RNA of Pollicipes pollicipes, 552 nucleotides long. RefSeq names its product trypsin alpha-3-like. The transcript has 5 exons. The record is from RefSeq and is a predicted model, not a curated record. Gene Ontology annotation, biological process: proteolysis. NCBI's taxonomy places the organism in Eukaryota, Metazoa, Arthropoda, Thecostraca, Pollicipedomorpha, Pollicipedidae. Bases 1 to 552 code for a protein of 183 amino acids. Gene Ontology annotation, molecular function: serine-type endopeptidase activity.
AUGUUUUCACUCAAGAAGCCUACAGCGCGGCGAGACGCACUCGCCGAGUCGCUAGUCACGUCAUUCACAGAUCCCAAAACGAAUGAUGUCCUGUUCCUCAGUGACAAGGACAAGUUCCAAGUGGUGACGGGCGGCACGGAUCUGGACGAUGCGGGUCUGCAGGUCCGCCUGCCAGCCAAGGUCGUCAUCGCCGACUACGACAGCACUGAGAAGUUCAACGACCUGGCACUGAUCAAGACAGUCGAGCCGCUACGGCCGUCAACUCGCUUGUCGGGCGAGUUCAUGCAGCUGGCGAAGGGGAGGCCGUCUGACGGCACCGCCUGCUUGGUGCUGGGCUGGGGUACCACUCGGUCGGGCGGCAGCACGGUGCGACGCCUGCAGAUGGCGCUGGUCACCACCCAGUCCCGGGACCGAUGUGCGGAGGCGUACAGAGCGCAGCACUACAACAUUUACGACACGAUGCUGUGCGCGGGCGGCGGCGCGCGGGACGCCUGCCAGGGCGACAGCGACGUCAGUAGCAUGCUUCAGUGGAUCCACAGCAACAUGGAGUGA